AAUGUUGGCAAAGUAAUAGAUCAAGACGUCCGGAUAUUAAUAAAGUUGCUACUUCUCUUAAAAAAUUAAUGUCUAGUUAUCAUUCAUCUGUUUCUGUUAGUAGGCAAGGAGUAAAUGAUAGAGAGAGUAAAAAAUCCAUCAUAGAUAAAUAUUCUAAAGCUAAGGAGCAAGUCAAAACAUAUAAUUUAAUAUUUGAUAAAGAAUUUAGAAUGCACAAAGAAAGUAAUACAAUGAGAGAUGAGUAUUUAUCGGAUAUCCAGUUAGAACCUAGAGAUCCAUUAGAUGAAAAUAAACAUUUACAAGAAAUACAAUUAAAUCCGGCAGAAAGGGUUGAUUUAAGUAAAAUAUUAGCACACCAAUCAGUGGAUAACAAUCUUCAACAAUUUGUUCCAUUAUUUAAUACAUUUAACGAAGUAGCUGAUAAAAUGUUAACAAUAUAUGAAUCUGCAGAAUGUAAUAAAAAAAUUUGUUCAGCAUUAUUAUUUCGUGUUGAAAUAGCACGAACUUGUGUGAAACAUUUACAAAGAAAACAUCAAGCUAAUGCAAAAAAUUUUAGGCAACGAGAUUAUUAUCUUCGUUGGGUCAAAUUUUCUAAUAUUUUGAAGAAUAUUAUGAUAUUUGCUGAUGAAGUUGCGCAAUUAUCAUGGUUUCGAAAAUUUUCAAAUGUUAAUAUGGUUAUAGAUGCUUUUUAUGCAAAUAUAGUAGAAUUCGAAGAUUCUUGUUAUGAUUUAAAUUUAACUGUAGUAGUGUACAGUGCAGAACAAAGAGAAAAAGAGGCACAAGAUGUAGCAUAUGAUAUUUUAAUUUUGAAGAAGUCAAUGGAUAGAAUGCAGCCUGAAACUAGAUUAUUAACUACAGAGAUUUCUGCAUUGAAUGCAGCCAAACACUCUUUAAAAAAUGCUACACCUGAGACUAUAGCUACAAACAUUCCGAGAAAAGUAUAUAAAAUGCCUAAAAUAAAAUCGGAGGAAUUUAGUGAACCACCCCCCUCUAAAGAUAAUAUCCGUGGUUCAAUUUCGAAAAAAAUUUACCGUGGAGCUGAAGUUGCAUGUGAAAGAGUUUUUGAUAAAACUGAAAAGCUAUUCAAAUUUGAAAUUCUUCACUUAUUAGGAUCAAGUCCGGAAAAAGGAUUUGUUUACUCUAAUAUGGAUGAAACAUUUCGAUGGUUAGCUCCAGAAAGGAUGAAAAAUCCCAUUCCUCGUUAUAAUAAUCAAUCUGAAAUGUUUAGAGAACUUGCUAGAAUUAUUAAGUCUGCUUGGGAAGAAGAGCCAUCAUCUCGUCCUUUAGAUUUAGAGUUACAGUUAAAAUUUGAUGAACUUUAUAACAAAUAUAUACACUCUGAAGAUAAUGCUAUAGGUUUCGAAAUGCUUCGAAAUCGAAAUAGUUCUCAUAUCAUUCCACAGAGUUUUAACGGAAGUUUAUUUGAUGUAUCUACUUUAAAAAAUCAAUCUAGAGCAGCAGAAUUUUUAGAAAAAAUAUAUAAAGAAUCCAAAAAUGAAUCAAUUAUUAGCGAAAUUGAAAGUGAUGAAUCAAAAACUAUGCUUCUUAUUGGAAUAACCAGUGAUGAUGAUUCAAAAACUAUAGUAAUUACGGAAUUAAUCAUGAAUGAACAACCAGAAAAUGAAGCAACCAGUAUUAGAGAAUCAAUGAAUGAAAUAGUCACAGAAGAAACCAAGGCUGAAGAAUCAAAGAACGAAAUGAUCACUAAAGUCGAAGAAUCAAAGAGCGAAAUGAUCACAGAAGAAACUAAAGUCGAAGAAUUAAUGAAUGAAAUGGUCACAGAAGAAACUAAAGAGUCAAAGAACGAAAUAAUCACAGGAAAACCUGAAAUUGAAGAAUCAAUGAAUGAAAUGGUCACAGAAGAAUCAAAAAGUGAAGUAAUUACAGAAGAAACUAAAGUACCUUCUACUUGGAAGCUCAGUUCCAUACUUAACUCUUGCAAAAAAAUACAUCCAACGUAG
Molecule: messenger RNA, 1961 nt
Organism: Scutellospora calospora
Lineage: Eukaryota; Fungi; Glomeromycota; Glomeromycetes; Diversisporales; Gigasporaceae
Source: the annotation of a GenBank genome assembly